AUGCCAGAAUCUAAAAAGAGAAAACUAAGCAAAGAAGUGGAGGACAACAAUGGAUCAAGUUCACAUUUAAAACCCAUCAAAAAACUAAGUUGUCAAAGAUGUCGAAGUAAAAAAGUGAAAUGUGAUGGUACACUUCCUUGUGCUGGAUGUUUAAAAGCUCAAGUUGAAUGUAUUCAAACAAUUUCGGAUAUGAGGAAGAAAAGACCAACAUUAACUUAUGUAAAUAAGAUAGAAAAUCAAUUGAAAAAUGUUAGGGCAUUCAUCAAUGAGUUGAAACAAUUGGAUAGUGAAAAACAAACAGAGUUAUUAAAAAAUACAGAUUUGACUAAUUUGAUUAAUGAUGAUGAAGAGACAGAAUCUGGAAUUAGCACUUCAGCAAUAGCGGAUCACAAUGAUGACGUUGAUGAAACUAAAGCAAUAUACGGUCCUACAUCUGUAUAUGAUAAUAACAUUAUAAAAAACAAUACAAAUUCACUGAAACGUGAAAAUGAAAUAAAUGUAAUAAAUAAAAUGAAUAAAGAUCCUGAAAUUUUAAAAUGUAUACAAUUAUUUUUCACGUGGCAAUAUCCAGAUCAUAAUAUGUUUAUUUUCAGAGAAGCAUUUCUAAUAGAUUUCUUCAAUCCAACUGCUUUAAGUCUAUAUUGUUCAAAAAUUUUAAUAUUAAGUAUAUGUGCAUUAGGUUCAAGAAUGGCCAAAGAUUCAAUAUAUAAUAAAUCAAAAGAAUAUUAUAAAGAAGCUAAAGCAUUAUUAUUACAAUCUUUAAGUCAACCAUCAAUAACAUCAUUACAAAGUUUUAUGCUUUUAGCAUUUUUUGAUAUAUGUAAUGGACUGAAUUCAAGUGGUUGGAUGCUACUGGGGAAUGCAAUGAGAAUGGGGUUUGAUAUUGGAUUUCAAUUAAAUCCUGAAGUUUGGUUUGUAAAAUCAAAGGAAAGUUUGGAUGAAUUGGAUGUUGCAAUAAGAUCAAGAAUUUAUUGGGGUUGUUAUAUGGCUGAUCAUUUUAUAAGUUUAGUCUUAGGAAGACCAUCAAUUUUGAAAAUGUCAGAUGCAUCAAUUCCAGAAACUAAAGACUUACCUGAUUUAGAAUGGAUUGAUGGUUUCACUUAUAAUGGGUAUGAAAAGAAGAAUGGUAAAAUAACUAAUGAGUCAAAUAAAUCUUAUAUUGGUGAUCCGUUAAAUCAAAUAAUUAAUUUAAUUAAUAUAUCGGACAACAUAUUGAAUGACAUUUUCACUAAAACUGACGUGGAUGAUAAAUCAAAUGAAGAAAUCAAUCUUGAAUCAAGAUUAGAUAAAUUGUAUGAAUAUAAUUCCCAAAUAAUGAAUUGGAAACAAAAUUUACCUGAUGAUUUGAAAUGGGAUAAAAAUACAUUGUCGAGAAAUGCAGAAAAUCCCACUUAUUCAGGUAUACGAUAUUACUAUUAUAUUUUACUACUUUGUUUAAACCGUCCCUUUGUCGGGCUCGAAGCAGAUGCAAAUAAUGUUCUUUCAUCAUUAUCAAUAUGUUUAAAUGUGAUUGAAGAUUUAUAUGAAUCUAUACGGAAAUUCGAAUCAGAGCAUGGUUAUAGAAGAGCAUCAAUAUUUAUUGUUUAUUCAUCCAUUUUAUCAAUCUCAAUUAUUCUUUUAACUAAUUCAACUUUUUCUCAAGUCAAUGAACAUAAGGAAAGGCUUCAUUUUUUUAUGAGUGUUUUAUUGGGUUGUUCAAAAACAUGGAAACUAGCUGAUAAAUCGUAUAAUUUAAUCAAGGAUAAAUUAAAACAAAAUUAUGUUGGGGAUACAAAUGGUAAUACUAUAAAGACAGAACCUGUAUUACAAAUUAACAAACUUGCUACAACAAGUUAUCAAGCUUCUCCUGUUUCUAGUGUUGAUUCACAAAAUUUCACAAAUGUUUUAUUGGAUGAUAAUAUUGAUUUCCUUGGUGGUCCACCAGUUUUGAUGACAUCAGACCUAUUUAAUGAGGAUUGGGAAGCAUUAUUCCCUGAUUACAUUUUUCAUAGUAAAAAUUAA
Molecule: messenger RNA, 2001 nt
Organism: Lodderomyces pseudojiufengensis
Lineage: Eukaryota; Fungi; Ascomycota; Pichiomycetes; Serinales; Debaryomycetaceae
Gene: TEA1
Product: Tea1p
Exons: 1
Coding region: 1-2001 (666 amino acids)
Biological process (GO): DNA-templated transcription; regulation of DNA-templated transcription
Molecular function (GO): DNA-binding transcription factor activity, RNA polymerase II-specific; zinc ion binding; DNA binding
Source: RefSeq, a predicted model, not a curated record